AUGACUGGAAUCCUUGACGAGUUAAGGCAAGCCAAUUACAUCUCCACUCUAGAUCUGAGUGCGGCGUAUUGGCAAAUACCGCUAGCGGAGGACUCUAAGGAGAUCACCGCUUUCACGGUACCAGGAAGAGGGUUCUUUCAGUUCGAACGAAUGCCAUAUGGCCUCACGAACGCCCCAGCAACCUUCCAAAGAGCGCUGGACAAAAUCAUAGGUCCAGAGAUGUACCCUCAGGUAUUCGUGUACUUGGACGAUAUUAUCAUCGUCUCAAGCACAUUCCAGGACCACCUAGAGUGGCUCGGACGAGUACUGGAUAAGAUAAGAGACCACGGGCUAAGCAUAAACCGUGAAAAGAGCGUGUUCUGCCGAACCGAGGUGAAAUACCUCGGAUUUGUCGUGAACAGCGCAGGGUUACAAGUCGAUCCGGAUAAAACCGCAGCGGUCGUCGAGUUCCCCGCACCCAAGAAUCUAAAACAAAUUCGGAGAUUCUUAGGAAUGGCUUCCUGGUAUAGACGUUUUAUACCAGAGUUCGCCACGGUGGCCCAACCCUUGACACGCUUAACCAAGGUGAAGCAACCAUGGGUCUGGGAAACCGAACAGCAGGAGGCCUUUGAGGCGCUGAAAAAGCACCUCACAUCAGCCCCUACACUAGCGUGUCCGGACUUCUCCUUACACUUUACUCUGCAAACUGAUGCAAGUAGUGUAGGAUUGGGAGCCGUACUCACGCAAGUGCACGAAGAACAGGAACGCGUAAUAGCCUAUGCUAGCCGUUCCCUGACGGAUCCCGAAACCAAAUAUACGGUGACGGAGCAAGAGUGUCUAGCGGUCGUAUGGGCCGUAGAAAAGUUUCAUUGUUACCUGGAGGGUUAUCCCUUCACGGUCAUAACGGAUCACAGCAGUCUGCGGUGGCUUCAUAAUAUGAAAGAUCCCGCUGGAAGACUCGCGAGGUGGAACCUAAGGCUGAUGGAGUACGAUUAUAAAAUCAUACACCGGAAAGACUUCUUCACGAAGUGGAUAGAAGUUCGACCGUUACGAAAAGCAACGGGCGCAACGAUCCGGAAAGCAUUAGAGGAGACAAUCAUCUAUCGAUGGGGAGCUCCUCGGGAAUUGCUGACCGAUAAUGGUACCGAGUUCGUAAACAAGGACUUGAAACAGCUCGCAGCUUCAACCAACAUGAAGCAUCGAACGACUCCACCGUAUCAUCCACAAGCGAAUCCCACCGAGAGAGUGAACCGUUCGCUAAAAGCGAUGAUACGAGCUUACGUGGAGACAGAUCACCGAGAUUGGGAUGGUCACUUGGACGCAUUUAGAUUUGCGUACAAUACAGUCCAACAUAUCUCGCUGAAAGCCACACCGGCAAUCGUCAACCUCGGACGUGAACCGGAACCAGCCGAUUCAUUGCGAAGAAAGCUGGAGGGAGAAGUAGAGGUUGAAGAAACCCCUACAGAAGCAUGGGUAGAGAGGAUGAAACGCCACGAAACCCUUCGUAUGGCCUUCCGUCAUGCCCUAACGGAAGCCAACGAUCGACAGGCACAAGCCUAUAACUUGCGUCGGAGAAAAGAAGAGUUCGAGGUUGGAGAACUAGUUCUAGUUCGAAACCACGAGCUGUCAAAUGCUGCCAAGCACCGCUCAGCCUCUUUGAAUAAACCAUUCAAUGGGCCCCUAGUGGUGACGAAAAAGCAUUCCAGAAACUUUUACGAAGUCUCUGAUUUAGCUGGACGGAAUCCGAAAGGCGCCUCAAUAGUGGACAUGAAGCCCUAUAAGGAAGCCUCGGAGGAUCCCCCGACCAAAGAGAAUGGAGACGAAAUUCUCCAGAAAAGCAGUGACAGACCGAGUACUGUCCCAGAUUCACCUGUCCGACGAUCUAGAAGCCCUCCAGUUUUAGUAAGACAAGUUAGCGAAAGUGUUGCGCAAGAAUCGUCGCCAUCACCGACUCGAAGAGUCCAUCCAGACAUUGAGAUAACUGAAAUUUCGUCCGAAGAUGAACAGAGCAUUUCGCAGGGACCUGCGCCGGUCGUGACAGAGCAUGAUAACGACGAAGAGCCCGUAACAUACGUAUCCACGAGGGUAGAUAACUGCAGGGAAUCUCAUAGUAGUGAGACUCCAUCAAUUUGCACAGAAAUCCCAAUAUGGAGGGGGACUAUUAAAAUUGCGGAUAUCCACGUACGUUCAGAUCUAGAGUAUCUGAACGUAAAACAAUUAAAAGAUCUUCUUAGAAAGAAUCGUGUUGACUUUCGUGGGUGUGUGGAACGAUCAGAGUUACUGGACAGAGCAUCAAGACUUUGGGAUGCUCAUAAACAAUCACGUCAAGAUUGUACAACUGGCGAUAUGAAUGCUGCUGAAGAUCCUUACGAAGAAAAUUUAUGCAGAAUCUGUUGGGAUUCCCCUAUCGAGUGUGUGAUUCUCGAAUGUGGACAUAUGGCUUGCUGCCUAGAGUGUGGAAAGCAAAUGAAUGAAUGUCCGAUCUGUCGCCAAUAUGUAGUGAGAGUUGUUAGAUUUUUCAAGGCAUAAAAUGAAAAUCAUUCCAACAUUCUAAAAUAAAAUGAAAGAAGGAAUCAAGAGAAUGCGGAUUCUCAAUGUAUGAUCGGCAAAGCCUUCCUUUACACUAUGUUCUUAUGGAAGCUUUUAGAAAACAUGAUUUGGCUAACAGUCUGUUUCUGUUUUUCUUAUAAAAUUUUUGGCUAGAUUAAACAACUUUUUUCAUCUUUCUGUAAUAUUGAUCAAUGUCAUUGAAUUGGUUUUCAGGCGUAUAGGGCAUUACUAGAAAAACUUCAACAAUGGUAGAUUAAAAUGUAAGGAAGUUGAUUGUAACGGUAUAAGAAAAUAAAAUUAU
Molecule: messenger RNA, 2830 nt
Organism: Fopius arisanus
Lineage: Eukaryota; Metazoa; Arthropoda; Insecta; Hymenoptera; Braconidae
Source: RefSeq, a predicted model, not a curated record